AUGGCACGAGUAGACUGGCGAGAGGAUCCUCACAGAUUCGUACAUUAUUAUGAGAGUCAGGUGGGAGGAAAUUUACCAGGAUUUUAUGGAGCUCCCGUCAUGUACGGUCGGGGUAUAGGCUCUAUAUUUUCAAAAUUGUUUCGUUUUAUAUCCCCCGUGGUGAAGAAAGGUUUUGCCUUAGCUAAACCUCAUCUCAAAGCAGCCGCUAGCAACAUUGCUUCGGACGUGUUCAGCAAUGUGGGAAAAUUUGUCAGCGGUGAACAGAAACAAGAGGGGUCUGGGGGAAUUAUGGUCUUGGCGCGUAGACAAAGGAGACGACCUCCGGGAGAACGCCUCACAGCAACCUCUAAAAAACGCUCUGCCGGUAAAAAGAGGAAAUCAGUCGCGAGAAGCAGGCGGGUUAAGAGGAAGUCUCCCCAGAGCUCUGAUAUAUUUUAA
Messenger RNA from Xyrichtys novacula (pearly razorfish), 438 nucleotides. The record is from the annotation of a GenBank genome assembly. Lineage: Eukaryota; Metazoa; Chordata; Actinopteri; Labriformes; Labridae.